Messenger RNA from Paramisgurnus dabryanus, 1665 nucleotides. RefSeq lists its product as uncharacterized. Lineage: Eukaryota; Metazoa; Chordata; Actinopteri; Cypriniformes; Cobitidae. The record is from RefSeq and is a predicted model, not a curated record.
AAAGCAGAGUCCUCCGUAUGAUUUCGCGAAUCGCUCUCGCGGUUCUUUGACGUCAUCCGGGUGUCGAUUCUUGCGGCGCCGCAUGAAGUUAAACAAGCCUGACAGCUUCUUUUACUGCUUACUCAACCUGCUUGCAAAUACGUUUCCCCGCGUACUCAUGUAAUGUAAAAUGGUCAAAAUAUCUAAAACAUAAUUUGGCUUAGUUGUUGCUUGUUUUGUGUAACUACGGUAAACAUACUACGUAAAAAGUCAUUAUCAUGUUAUUAUGAUGAACACGAGCAAAGCAAGCUAACGUUAGCUCAUCUUGUGCAGCUGUCAAUCAAAGAACGAUAUAAUCUACUGUCAAUCAUCUCGCCUCAAGACCCGCCCCCAUUCAGAACGUUCAUAAUUAUGUAAUUAUGCAGUGCAUUUUUCUUUCAGUGAUUUGAUGACGUAUUAAAUCACCGUUACUGUAGCAGUUAAAAGUUUAAAUUUUAUAUGAAGUUAGUACAUUUUAUGGCACCACAAUCAACUACAUAUAUGUGAUGAAAUAUAGUGUGGAAGCAUAUUGUUUUAGGCUGGGGUUCUGCUUUAAUGGACAUCUGCCAGCAAAUCAGAAAAUAGUAUUUAUAACUGAUAUUUGAUAUAUAUGUAGAGAAAUAUUGAGAGAUCAUUUAUCUAGCUAUUUAUCUAACCUCCACCCCCUAGACUGGAUCGUCAUUUGGCCGGAAAAUGAUGACUGGAUAUCUAUCUGCAAAAGGGGUUAAAGCAUCUGAGGGCAGAGUGGGUAAAGUGUUGAGAGGGAUUCAUCAACCCUACCACACUGCAAGACUACAGGGUGCCCGAAAUCUGAACCCCAUACCCUACAGUGCAGAAUACAUGGGUCACAAGCUGCAUGUAGAUCAAAAUGAGAAGCUUGUUAUGUUUGGAGUAACCCAUGUAAUGGCUAUUGACGGUUUCAGCAAGAAGGUGGUCGGUCACUCCACCAUGCCAGUAAAGAAUAAUAUAAUCAUUUAUGAGGAAGUUUACAGACCUGCUGUGCUUUCCUAUGGACUAUGGGACCAGGUCAGAGUUGACUGUGGAAAAGAGUUUUAUCUGACAUUAUUCAUCCAAGAAAAGCUGGCGCAACACAGACACAAUACUCAAAGGCAGCCAUACAUUCAGACACCUUCUACAAGGAACCAUGUGAUAGAGAGAAUGUGGUCAGAGGUCAAUGCCAGAGUCAACUACCCUUUGAAGUCAGCUUUGGUACAUCUGGUGAACCAGGAGGAACUGGACAUGGAGGACAACACAUCCAAAUAUUGUGUAUCAAACCUGACAUGCCAAAUGGCUAGGAUUGGCAUUACAAAUGUAAUAGAGGCAUGGAAUGCAUACAGGAUCCCAGGAAAGGGGAUACCAAAUGAACUGGCUAAAGGAGGGUGUCCUGCAAAACUUCAAGAGGACCAUCUGCCUGUUGGUACUGUUGCUGCUGACCUUUAUCAGCAGGAACUGGGAUCAGCUUUGAAAAGGGAAUCCAUUUUUGGAUGUAAUCCUUUCCCAUCUGAAGAAGCCCAACAAUGGACUGAAACGGAGUUUGGUUCUCACUUUGAUUUGAUAUCACUACAUCAAAAUGUAACUAACCAUAACUAUGGGCCUUUUGAACAAGCAGUUAUGUCUCUUAUUGAUGUCACCAGACGCUGUGUGUGA